AUGGAAGAAUUGGAGGCACUUGUCAAAACACUUCACGAUGGUGAUGAACUCAAGGUUGGAAAACUGUUGGAAACUCCGAUAAUAAUCCUUGGUUUAUCGAUUCGCAAAGGCUUGUACAUUCGACAGGAAUAUUGGAACCUUUAUAAUAUCAUCGAGCGACGAUUGAGGUGGGAUCCAUCGCUUUGUAGAAUUCUUGUGUGGGGCAGUCCUGGGAUUGGAAAGUACACAAUACAACGUGAGAACGAAGUUUAA
This is a messenger RNA of Plasmopara halstedii, 252 nucleotides long. RefSeq lists its product as uncharacterized. The record is from RefSeq and is a predicted model, not a curated record. Lineage: Eukaryota; Oomycota; Peronosporomycetes; Peronosporales; Peronosporaceae. The transcript has 2 exons. The coding region runs from base 1 to 252 and encodes 83 amino acids.